AUGCUCAUAAAAGACCAACUGGAAAUUGCAAAUAUUUUUAAUGAAUAUUUUUCUUCCAUAGGGGAAGCCAUAAAUGGCAAACAUAAAAGCAUGCACUACAGUUUUAAAGGUAAUACAUGUGACCAUAGUAUAUAUCUAGUCCCCACAAACUGUGCAGAAAUAAUGGGCAUCAUUAGCUCUCUAAAACCCUCUAUUUCAGCUGGGCAUGAUGGCCUAAAUACUAACGUUUUAAAAGCCUGUAGCCAAAAUGUCUCUGUACAUCUGUCUGCAGCAGUCAACAAUAUAAUAGAAUCAGUUGAGAAAGUUAUAUACAACAGGAUUAUAAACUUUCUUAACAAACACAACCUGAUGUUCGAAAAUCUAAAUGGAUUCCUAAAAGGUAAAUCAACUAGCACUGCAGCUGCUCAACUAAUUGAAGAAGUGAUAGGGGGUAUCGAAAGCAAGGAACAUGUGGCAGGUGUAUACCUAGACCUGGAAAAAGCCUUUGAUUGUGUGAAUGUUGACAUCCUAUUGGACAAGCUAUGGAAAAUGGGCAUUAGAGGCGCUGCUUAUGACCUAAUAAAAAGAGUACCAUACUUAUAUGAAGAACAACAAAUGCUUUGUGAAAUUAUGUGA
This is a messenger RNA of Schistocerca gregaria, 615 nucleotides long. RefSeq lists its product as uncharacterized. The record is from RefSeq and is a predicted model, not a curated record. The transcript has 3 exons. The coding region runs from base 1 to 615 and encodes 204 amino acids. Lineage: Eukaryota; Metazoa; Arthropoda; Insecta; Orthoptera; Acrididae.